GGGACUCUUUGGCAUAACUAUAAACACCAGUAGUAGGCCCAUUGCAACGACGUAUACACGAGGACCGAGCGGAGUGGCUCAGGAAACCAGGGUAAACCAUGGUAGAGUUGAGGUGUCACGUAGGAUGCUAUAUAAGAGCUCUCUGUCGCCGAGUAGGAGGCGCAGGCUGCAUGUUUCCACAGCGGUGCCAAGGAACCUUCGUAACUCGUAUUAGAUUGCCCGUUUCCCAUCCGAUCGACACGACGACCAUUACCCCUCCAUAUUUCGAAAUAUUCUGCUCCGAAGCAGCCAUCGACAAUGAAGCUCCUCAUCCAGAGCGCAGCUAGCCUCUCCCGCAGACCCGGGUGCCUUCUCCAUCAUCGCGCGGGGCGACCUCGGGUGGAGUUUGGUAGCAAACCAGCCCAGCACCUCGGUGCGGGUACCCCGCUCCAGCAUAAUAGCAGCUACUCGUCCGCCGCCGCGCAGGCGGGCGAAGAGAAGCCGACCGGGCAGAAGCGCAGCGUCAUCGUGACGGGAGCGUCGCGCGGGAUCGGCCGGGCGGUCGCCGUGCGGCUCGCCAGGGACGGGUACGACGUGUGCGUCAACGACAUCCCGGCGCAGGCGGCGGCGUGCGAGGAGGUGGCGGCGGAGAUCCGCAGCCUCGGCCGCCAAGCGCACGUCGGCAUCGCGGACGUGUCGAGCCGCGACCAGGUGCGGGAGCUGGUGCAGUCGAGCGUCCAGAACCUGGGCCCGCUGAGCACGAUGAUCGCCAACGCGGGGAUCCUGCAGGUGAAGCCGCUGCUGGAGCUGACGGAGGCGGACUUCGCGCGGGUGUUCGCGGUGAACGUGUACGGGGUGCACAACUGCUUCGCGGAGGCGGGGGCGCAGAUGAUCCGGCAGGGCGACCGCGGGCCGGCGCGGCCGGGCAAGCUGCUGGCGGCGUCGUCGAUCGCCGGGUUCCGCCCGUUCGCGCUGCUGCCGCACUACUGCGUCAGCAAGUGGGCGGUGCGCGGCCUGACGCAGGCGUACGCGGCCGAGCUCGGCCCGCACCACAUCACGGCCAACUCGUACGCGCCCGGCAUCAUCAGCACCCCGAUGUGGGAGCAGAUCGACGCCGGGAUCUCGCGCCGCCUCGGCAGCACCCCCGGCGACGCUAUGGCCGGCGAGGUCCGCGGGACCGCUCUCCGCCGCGCCGGCGCCCCCGACGACGUCGUCGGCCUCGUCAGCUUCCUCGCCAGCCCCGCCAGCGACUUCAUCACCGGCCAGACGCAGAUCGUCGACGGCGGCAUCGUCUUCACCUAGGCGGCGUGGCUGAGGUGUGAGGGUGUGAGGGGGGGGACGGAGAUGAGGUUGAUGCUUUGUAUACGCGAAGACGGUUGUCCUUGAUUCUUCAGGGAGCAUGGGGAGUGCUAAAUAACCCGUCACAGAGAUUCCCGCGCUUGGGGGGCAUGUUCGUGACUCCGCCCCGACUUUGCGAAAUGAGCUGCUUUGCUCUCUGGUAAGAAGUGUCUCCCAUCUGUUGAUAGUACACGACGAAAUGAAGUUAAAACGUAAAAAAAUAAAUUUGGAUGGAUACUAGGAGGUUCGUAAAGCUCAGUGAUAUCUACAUAAUAGCAGCUCAAAAUAUAUCGCAAGCCACACGUCUGCAUCUCGCCGCAACGUGUCUAUAUGACACGCGACUCGUGGUAUGACAGGCGUGGGGUUUCCCGUCUCGGAUUCACAGCCCAUUACUACCUACGUCGAGCGAUUCUCC
Durotheca rogersii is the source of this 1732-nucleotide messenger RNA. RefSeq lists its product as uncharacterized. Bases 298 to 1281 code for a protein of 327 amino acids. NCBI's taxonomy places the organism in Eukaryota, Fungi, Ascomycota, Sordariomycetes, Xylariales, Xylariaceae. The transcript has 2 exons. Gene Ontology annotation, molecular function: oxidoreductase activity, acting on the CH-OH group of donors, NAD or NADP as acceptor. The record is from RefSeq and is a predicted model, not a curated record.